AUGAUGAGAUUAUCUAAAGAUGUUCUAAUUCUAUUGGCGGCCCUCGUCGGGAGUCUGCAAUCAGCACAAUGUUUUGUUCCCAGUCACCAGAGCCCAAGUAGGCAUCCACUUUUGGCUGCUUCUUUGGCGUCUGCCCCUGUAAACGGAGAGGCGGCAACUUCGGAGGAAGACAGCGACAAGGAAACAUCCACCAAUGGAAUUACCGAGAUUCGAUUGAACGUCUUUGAAAAGGCCCGAACUGUCACGAGUGUUUGUACUUCUGGUACCUUAUGCACGGUUUCAACUCACGAGGGAAUUCAAGGAUCUCCAUUUGGAAGUUUUGUGGAUUACGUGCUAGACGACAAUGGUCUCCCUGUUCUUCUGAUGAAUGAAAUGAGCAUGCACACCAUCAACAUUGAAAAAGCAGCAUCUGAUGAUGAUGGAGCAGAACCAAUGGUCUCACUCUUUACACAACUCAGUAGUCAAACAGCUGGAAGUUCUCGAAAGACUGGACUACAGGACACAUCUCGUUGCUCACUGACGGGAGUGGUCAAGAAAAUCCCCGCCACCGAUCCCGAAAUGGAUGCCAUCCGAAUGAGAUAUUCCUUGACUCAUACUUAUGCGGAUCAGGUUAUGGACUCGCCCAAGUUUGCUUUCUACCGCUUGGAGCCCAAAAUGAUUUACUUCGUCGGAGGUUUUGGUGUGUCGUCCAAGUGGGUGGAUGUAGAACAAUACAAGGCUGCCAAUCCCGAUAUCCUCGCCAAGGAGGCAGCGGAAAUUGCGCAAAAAAUCAACCGAGAUCAUGCCGAAGAUCUCAUGUGGACCGCCCAACAUAUUCUGGGUCUUCCAGAAGCACAAAAAGUACGCCUCACCAACGUGGACAGGCUCGGCAUGGAUCUGCGUGUCACUAGUCCAAUGGGCACACGACGAAACAAACUGCAAACCGAUGAAUUCAGGAUUGGGUUCCGAAUCCCUGUCAUCUCUGUCGAAGAUGCCAAGUCCGAGAUUCAAAAGGUCUUCCAAGAAGCUUGGGAGAAAGCCAACGAAGUUUCGUGGGGUGACGAAGAGCCAGGAGUAGACGUUCCUGUGAUGAAGAUUGCCGCGGAUAGUCUCGACUACGAACAACCAAGUAGUCGUAAUGUUCAUUUUCCCAAGGAAAAGUCCCGACAUAUCUCGACGGGUGAAGCUUCAUUCAUUUGUUCCGCUCACACCGAUCAGGAUCACGAGGAUUACCGCAAGUGAACGGCAGGGGAAAAGGAUCUGUUGGGCUUGCAUUCGAUCUCCAAAGGAUUACUUUGUCAUUUGUUGUAACACGCCGCUCCGUCUUGGGCAUAGGCGGCACCUUCUGUCAGCGUAGUAACAUGUACCAAGCAGACAAGCCAGCAUACAUCACAUCCUGGACUCUUUCCAUGAAAACAGGAUGUGCGAAGCUAUAAUGGUUGCUUCUAUGGUUGGUUGAGCUUGCUAGAUCAACUCGCUGUGCUGUCCCAGUCCCAUGGGGACGUAUUCCACCGCCGAUAUUUCAAGAUGAGCAGGUACCUGCCACUACUACACCUCUUCCACGAGCGGGUCACCACUACCGGUAUCUGAGCGGAUGGAAGCACCGGUAUCGUACCGUAAAUCAGCACCAAAAGCGCAGCAAGGGGCAACACUACAUCAAAGAGAACAGAGGAGCAGCCAUUCAGCCCUGUGACACGAGGACUAUUGCAGGCGAGGGGGCUGAUGCACCAUUCCAAACCUUCGAAAUCCUCAAAAAGUGCAACGCGUGUACCGGUACGAUCCUGUCAUCGUAUUACCGCGCGGCUGCAAUAAAAACAGCAACCACCGAGUACACAGUUAUUGAGAAAAUAGUUUUAUUCAUUCAAAGAGAGCAAAUGCACUUGCUGCUUUAGAGACUGAGAAAGAGAUGAUAUGCCUGGUGCUUUCCAAGCACAAUAAAUAUGUAGACCACAAGAGAGAACACACACGCAAACUCUCUCAGGAUAAUUGCUUGGGUGUCGGCACAGCAAUCUGUUUUGUUUGCUUCUGCUGCGAUGUCAAGUAAGUUUGCUCGAGAACACACAAGAAGCGCCAACAAACCGUCUACAUUUGCCCUUACUUGGUCUUCUUCCCUUCCGAUGCACAAUUUUGUGGUCCUUCAUCCUCCGAGUCUUCCGAACCAGAGCUCGAAAUGGCCAUAUCUGAUGCAUCCUUCGACUUUUCUUCCUGUGCUGCUCGGUCCUUUGGGAAUCGCUUGAUUCGGCUGUAAGGACUCAUGUCGGGACGGGUAAUGUAGUCGUACAGGACCUUGGGCCACGAGUUAUAGGAAUGCAAAUCCUCGUAGUACUCGGGCGCAAUCUUUUUCACCAUCGGCAAGCGGAAUCCCGAGAUCUUUGGAAAAUCAUGGUGUUCAUUGUGGUAUCCGACAUUGAAAGAAACCAAAUUGAGAGGACCGUAGUACGAGUACGUCUCUUGUCCAGCUACAAAGGUGUAGUGCUCCGAGAUGAAGUGUCCAGCAACAGGGUGCAAUCCCAUUCCAAGUAGGGUGGAAGCAAAGUUGAAGAGCAGCGCCUUCCCGCCAAAGGUAUAUGCCAAAAACGCGUCAAAUCCCAAGACAACGGCAAAGUUGAGCCCUUCCUUCCACGUGGGGGCCUUUGGGUUGGUAAACAUCGGCCGAAGUGCGUAGAAGGCUGGCUGAAGAAACACAAAGAUUGUCUUCUUGAAAGUGUUGUUGAAGAAGCGGCCUUCCCAGUCAGUGGGUACAUCUACAUCAGUGAUGUUCUCUCCUUGCUUGUAGUGGUGUUCCAAGUGGUAUCGUUUGAAAGAGAUACAAGAGGGGAUGGACUGUGCACAGUUGGCAAUCAUGGCCAAGACUUCAUUGUACAGCGUGGUGUGGAAGCAGAGGUUGUGGGCCAGCUCAUGGGUGCCAAGGCUCAACCAAUGAGUCAAAGUUCCACCCACAGAAUAGGCCAAGAAGACGAAAUGUCUCCAAUCUUGAAUUUUGGUAGCAUAGAGGCUGAGAGCUAAUUGCACUGUUACAAUGACCAAGAUACUGGGCAACAGGCGGAUAUCCGGCCCAUAGAGCUGCUUAAUCUCCGGAUGCUUCUUGAGGAUUUCCUUUCUUCGGCUAAAGUGAGGCUCAUCGGUCCCAACCACUGUAAAGCUGGUCUUUGUUGAGGGCUUGAACAAGGUCACUUCCGGAUGCUUGGAUGGAGGGCACAUGGUGUUUGUUGUUUAUUGGAGUUUGAAUGAUAGCGAUUGCAAUAAGAUAUUGGCUUUUUGGAUUGGUCCUGUCGCCACAAAUGCUGCUUUGAAUACUAUUGCUCUAUGAACUCGGCAGUCCUCUCACAAAGAACUGUUAUGAAUUCUUUCUCAGGCAGGACUACACUUGAAUGGUCAAGAUGUUGCCUUCCUCGCUGAUGAGCAAGCUAAUAUGUGGGGUAUCGUAUCCGGUGCCGUCGUGCAAGGUGCAGCCAAUGCAAAAAAAGUCUUCGGUUUUUUCCUCGUCGGCUUGUUAUGUUGCCGUUGAAAUCCGAUGUGCCUGGUCGCAGGUUCAGUCAUUCUUGGGUGGAGGAGCGUCCGUCAGCGUUGCUGCAGGGCUGGUGCGUUAUGUUAAAUAAGGUCAGUUAGAGUUCCCAUUUUUAGAAUUUCAUAGAAAGCAUGGUUUAAAAAGGUUUACAAGGAAAGACAAAAACCAAAGGAACAAAUCUAGACUACCAAAACAAUAAAAUGGUC
This is a messenger RNA of Seminavis robusta, 3693 nucleotides long. The record is from the annotation of a GenBank genome assembly. NCBI's taxonomy places the organism in Eukaryota, Bacillariophyta, Bacillariophyceae, Naviculales, Naviculaceae.